CAGUCGCCAUCUUGUCGCGGACGAGCGUCAGGAUUUCGGGAGAGCAUUAAUUCAUUUUUUACGCACCCGGAUCCGUCAGAACCGGCCCACCUAUCUUCUCUGCGACGACAUCGACCAGCUCCGGGCCAAACCGAGGAUAUUUGUGGGGAAUAUAAGCGGAAUGGAGCCGUUUUUGUGGUCGGAUGGAAAGCCCCUGCAUGUCUGAUUUUCCCCUUCAGCGCGAGCGGCGCUCCUGUGCCACUCGCAGAUAUUAAAAUAUAAUUAUUUCCUCUCGUUUUCCAUUCGUAUUUACGGACUUCGUUUGUUAUUCGAUUCGAGUUGGACAUGGAGCUCGAAGGUCUUUAUUUUUAUUCGCAGAAAAAAGCCUUUUUGAAGAGACCCACACGGACCACUUGAAGGAAUCGGAGCAUCGAUGUUUUUUCCUCGUCGUUUGUUUUCGGUUUUAACGAUGAUAUAAUUGAUUUUUGGGGGGUUUGGGGCGAUCAUUAAGGUUAAUUAUGCGGGUUUUGGGUGUUGGAUUAUCAUGGGGUGACUGGCGGUGGCGGAGCGGGGCGCUGUCGAGUCGCUGUUAAUUAUUGGCUCCUGAUCGCUGAAUAAUAAUAGAAAACCCGAGGGUUGAUUUGAUUUAUUUUGCUUUGUCCCCCUCUCCUGCGUUCUGGGAAGACGCAUUUAUUGCUUUUACGCGUUUUUUGUCAAGUAAGGCAACAGAAUGACGGAUAAUCUACUGAAUAUGGCCCCCCCGAACGCAAAGCGGCCCAAACUCAACUCACCUGCGCUGUCCUCCUCCGACACUCCAGACUUUGUGUCCCUGUUCGACUUGGAAAAUGAUCUUCCAGAUGAGCUGAUACCCAAUGGAGACCUUGGGCUUAUGUCCAUGUCCUCUAACGGGGAUGGAGGGGUGGGAGGCCGGAUGGGGGGCACUGUCCUAGACGCUGCUGCCAAACACAAGCAGCUGUCCCAGCUCCUGCAGGCAGGGAGCGGCCCCAGUCUAGCCGGAAACCUCAGCUCCAUCAGCCCUCAACCUGGAAUGAAUCAACUGGGUGCUUUGGGGAAGAGUCCGAUGGGCCAGGGCUCACCUGGUCACCAAACUCAGCCUCCGAAGCCUGUCGGCACUCCUACCGGUCAGGGCAACAAUAGUCCGGGGAUGGGUCUCAAUGCUGGCUUCAACCAAGCCAUGCUGAACAACAACAACCAGACUCAUGGACUCAUGGGGCAGAACAUGGCUCCACAGGGGCAGAUCAUGAAUGGCAUGAUGGGGCCAGCCGGAAGAGGAAGGCCGGCCCCAGGAAUGCAGUACCAGGGCCAGGCCAUGCAGGGGGCACAAGUCGGAGGCGGUGCCAUGCCAGGGGUCAGUGUUUCUGGCAGCGUACUCGCUGAGACGCUUACCCAGGGUGCACCACAGAUAGGGUCACUCAACACCAUCAACCACCAGCAAGCGGGAAACAUGAACAAGAUGGGUCUUGCGACCGCUAACGGCCCAUUCGGGCAGCAAUACGCACAGAGCUCAGUCCAACAGAUGACCGGUGCUGGGAUGAACGCACAGCUCCAGAACAAGGCAGCUCUCUCCAACAGCCUUCAGCCCACCUUGAAGGGUGCUUCCAGUGUGCCAAAUCUGCUGCAACAACAGGUGCCCUCUGUGGGCAUCGUCCCGGGACAGGGGGUGUCGACAGGUCCCACGGCUGACCCGGAGAAGCGCAAACUGAUCCAACAGCAGCUGGUUCUGCUGCUUCACGCCCACAAGUGCCAGCGGCGCGAGCAGGCCAACGGCGAGAUGCGCGCCUGUGCCUUGCCCCACUGCCGCACCAUGAAGAACGUCCUCAAUCACAUGACCCACUGCCAGGCUGGCAAAUCCUGCCAAGUUGCACACUGCGCCUCGUCUAGACAGAUCAUCUCGCACUGGAAGAACUGCACCCGUCACGACUGUCCCGUCUGUCUGCCUCUGAAAAACGCCAGUGACAAGAGGAACCAACAGCCAAUGCUGAGCUCCCCUAACACUGGCAUGCAGGCUCCUCUGGGCCCCGUUGGCACCAGUCAACCUGCAGUGCCCGCCAUCAGCAGCGGCACACAUAUAGACCCCAGCUCCAUGCAGAGGGCUUAUGCAGCUCUGGGCCUCCCUUACGGGAACCCGUCAACUACGCAGACACAGGUUGCAGGACAGCAGCCCACGCAGACCCAGCUGCAGCUGCGCACCUUGAAUACAUUAGGCACUAACCAGAUGAGCAUGGGCGGUAACGGUCUGGGCGAUCAGACGAAUCUUCACACUGAUUCCUCUCUCCCCUCAUCCCUCAACAGCAAUCUGAUGAUGCCAGACGGGUCAAGUAUGGGCAGCACAGGGAACUUGCCCACUGCGGCGCCGCUGUCCAUGCCCGGCAUGAAGAAGCCCUGGCACGAACAUGUCACUCAGGACCUGAGGAACCAUCUAGUGCACAAGCUAGUUCAAGCCAUAUUCCCCACACCAGACCCUGCAGCACUGAAGGACAGACGCAUGGAGAACCUGGUCGCUUAUGCCCGUAAGGUUGAAGGGGACAUGUACGAGUCUGCCAACAGCAGGGAUGAGUAUUACCACUUCCUGGCUGAGAAGAUCUAUAAGAUUCAGAAGGAGCUGGAGGAGAAGAGGAAGUCCAGGCUGUCAAAGCCGCCCAUGGGUCCUCAGGGUCCUCAGCAGCCUGGCCUUCCACAGCCUAACGCUAUGGGACCCACACAAGCCAUCCGGCCACCAAAUGGACCUGUUCCCAUGUCCAAUGUGCCAAAUUCAUUGAUGGCCCACAUGCAAGUCCCUCAAGGGAUGGGUCAAUUCAACCCUGUGACGAUGCAGAAUGUGCAGAUGAACCAGUCUCCACGAGCUGCGUCCCCAAUGACCCACCCCAAUCAGAUGGGCAUGGGCACAGUUUCAGCGAUGAGUAUGUCUCCCUCCAGAAUGCCACAAGCACAAGGCAUGAUGGGAGGUCAUGCUAACAACAUGGUGGGCCAGACGACAAAUCAGAACCAGUUCAUGAACCAGACAGCAUUCCCAGCCUCAGCCGGAGGCAUGAAUGUAAACCUGUCCCAGCAGUCAGGACAAGGUGUUGUACAGCAGCAACCAAACGCUAACCUGACCCUGAAUGCUGUGGCCUCCCUGGGCCCUCAGUCUGCUCUGUGCUCCACCCCUCCUCCACCCUCUGCUUCCACCCCAGCAGCUGCUGCUAACCUACAGGCACUCCAGGCUCAGCCCUCCACACCGGUCUCCGCUGGUGGACAGUCCACACCUACCCACAUCCCAAGCGGCUUACCCCGCACUCCCUCUGCCCUGGGCUCCUCCCCUGCCCCUUCCCAGCCGGUCACGCCCCUGCAUUCCCAGCCUGAGCCCCCCAUGCAGAUGCAGCAGCCCACCUCUGUGCAAGCCCAGCAGCCCAGCACUCCGCUCUCUCAGAUGGCCGCUAGCAUUGAUAACAGGGUUCCCACACCUGCGUCUGUGGCUGAGACCCACCCUCAGCAAGCGCUGCCCGACUACACUAGUGCUGAUCCCAAAUCUGAGCAUCAAGAAGACGAGCAGGAAUUUGAGUCUGGGAAAAAACAGCCUAAUAUCAAAAUGGAGUUACAGGAUGAUGAUGAUGUCAAACCUCCACAAGUGAAGGAGCACCCAGAGGCUGUAGAACCUAAACAAGAACCGAUGGAGACCGAGGAGAAGAAACCAGAGACAAAGACCGAGCCGAAAGAGGAGGAAGUGUCCGGCACCAACAGCACAACGCCAGCCGGUCAAUCCGCCCAGUCACGAAAGAAAAUAUUUAAACCAGAGGAGCUCAGACAGGCGUUGAUGCCCACAUUAGAAGCUCUGUAUCGGCAAGACCCAGAGUCCCUGCCCUUCCGACAGCCUGUGGACCCCACUCUACUGGGCAUCCCGGAUUACUUCGACAUCGUGAAGAACCCCAUUGACCUGUCCACCAUCAAGAGGAAGUUGGACACUGGUCAGUACCAGGAGCCCUGGCAGUACGUGGACGACAUCUGGCUCAUGUUCAACAAUGCAUGGCUCUACAACCGCAAAACAUCUCGCGUUUACAAGUACUGCUCAAAGCUGGCUGAGGUGUUUGAGCUGGAGAUUGACCCCGUCAUGCAGGGUCUGGGUUACUGCUGUGGACGCAAGUAUGAGUUUUCACCUCAGACUCUUUGCUGCUAUGGCAAACAGCUUUGCACAAUCUCCAGAGACGGCACAUACUUCAGCUACCAAAACAGUUCACCCAAAUAUGGCCUUGUUGCCGACAGGUAUCACUUCUGCGAAAAGUGCUUCAACGAGAUCCAGGGCGACAGCGUCACCCUGGGAGAUGACCCGGCACAGCCGCAGACUAUGAUAUCUAAGGAGCAGUUUGAGAAGAAGAAAAAUGACAUGCUGGACCCUGAACCUUUUGUUGAAUGUAAAGACUGUGGCCGUAAGAUGCAUCAGAUCUGUGUGCUGCAUUAUGACGUCAUCUGGCCAUCGGGUUUCAUCUGUGACAACUGUCUGAAAAAGUCUGGCAAAACAAGAAAGGAGAACAAAUUCUGUGCUAAAAGGUUACAGAGCACCAGACUGGGCUCGUACAUUGAAGACCGUGUAAAUAAGUACUUGAAAAGGCAGAAUCACCCAGAGGCUGGAGAGGUGUUUGUGCGGGUGGUCGCAAGCUCGGAAAAGAAUGUAGAGAUUAAACCUGGGAUGAAAUCCAGGUUUGUUGACUCGGGAGAGAUGUCAGAGACCUUUCCCUACAGAACCAAAGCACUUUUUGCAUUUGAGGAAAUUGAUGGAGUGGAUGUGUGUUUCUUUGGAAUGCAUGUCCAGGAAUAUGGAUCCGAAUGUCCCUUUCCUAACACCAGACGGGUAUACAUAUCAUAUCUCGACAGUAUUCACUUCUUCAAGCCUCGGUUGCUAAGGACUGCAGUUUACCAUGAAAUUCUCAUUGGUUAUUUGGAAUAUGUUAAGAAACUUGGAUAUGUGAUGGGUCAUAUUUGGGCCUGCCCACCCAGUGAAGGGGAUGACUACAUCUUCCACUGUCAUCCUCCUGAUCAGAAGAUCCCCAAGCCUAAGAGACUCCAGGAGUGGUACCGCAAAAUGCUAGACAAGGCCUUUGCAGAACGAAUCAUCCAUGACUAUAAGGACAUAUUUAAGCAGGCCACAGAGGACCGGCUGACAAGUGCCUACGAGCUGCCCUAUUUCGAGGGUGAUUUUUGGCCCAAUGUUCUGGAGGAGAGCAUCAAGGAGCUGGAACAGGAAGAGGAGGAAAGGAAAAAAGAGGAGAAUACGGCCUCUUUUGAGACCAUAGAGGGAGCUCAAGCCGACAGCAAGAACGCCAAAAAGAAGAACAAUAAAAAGACCAACAAAAACAAGAGCAGCAUGAGCCGCACCAACAAAAAGAAGCCUGGGAUGCCGAAUGUAGCUAAUGAUCUGUCCCAGAAGCUUUAUGCAACAAUGGAGAAGCACAAAGAGGUAUUCUUCGUGAUUCACCUGCAUGCUGGUCCAGUGGUCAACACCCUUCAUUCGAUCAUGGACUCUGACCCACUGCUGACCUGUGAUCUGAUGGAUGGACGUGAUGCCUUCCUGACACUUGCCAGGGACAAGCACUGGGAGUUCAGUUCCCUACGCCGCUGUAAAUGGAGCACUAUGUGCAUGCUGGUGGAGCUACACAAUCAGGGCCAAGACCGAUUUGUGUACACCUGCAACGAGUGCAAGCACCAUGUAGAGACACGCUGGCAUUGCACCGUCUGUGAUGACUUUGAUCUAUGCAUUAACUGCUACAAUGCCAAGGGCCAUGAGCACAAAAUGUUAAAGUGGGGUUUGGGCCUGGACGACGACAGCAACAACCAGGGCGGCGAGGCCAACAAGAGCCCACAGGAAAGUCGACGCCUCAGCAUCCAACGCUGCAUCCAAUCUCUGGUGCACGCCUGCCAAUGCCGCAACGCAAAUUGCUCACUUCCAUCCUGCCAGAAGAUGAAGCGUGUGGUGCAGCACACCAAGGGCUGCAAGCGCAAGACCAAUGGAGGCUGCCCCGUCUGCAAGCAGCUCAUCGCAUUGUGCUGCUACCACGCCAAGCACUGCCAGGAGAACAAGUGCCCUGUGCCCUUCUGUCUCAAUAUCAAGCACAAGUUGCGGCAGCAGCAGAUUCAGCAGCGGCUGCAGCAGGCGCAGAUGAUGCGACGACGUAUGGCGCUAAUGCAGUGCAGAGGAAUGCCUCAAAGUCUACCCUCCCCAACUACCUCAGGAGGUCCCGGGACACCCAACUCUCAGCAGCUGCAGCAGCCUAAUACAACUCCGACCGCGCAGACAUUAGCCAACCAGCCGCAGCAGACACAUCAGAAUGUGGCAGGAAUGGUGCAAGCUUUCCCCAGCCAAACCUCUACACCAGGUUCCCAGGGUAAAACAGGACAGCAGUCCUCACCUCUGCCCCAGCAGCAGUCACCCCUGCCCAUGCCCCCUCAACAACAGCCACAGCCCUCGCCACAGCAACACCAGCAGCAGGCUGCAAUGACUGUUGCAAGACAAAUGAUGACCAAAGUUAAGCAGCAGCAGCAGCAGCAGCAACAACAACAGCAACAACAACAGCAGCAACAACAGCAGCAACAACAGCAGCAACAACAACAGCAACAACAACAACAACAACCGCCACCACAGCAAGAUUACAGAAUGAAUAUGAAUGGCAUGCCGAUGAAUCAACCUCGCAUGAUGGCUCCCAUCCCAAUGGGACCACGAGGUCCUCCGAUGGUUCAGAACAUUCAGCCCGGCCAGUGGACACCUGGCAUGCAAGGGCAAAUGCAGAAUCCGCAGGCACCUCCAUUGCAGCAAGUGCCCCAACCGCAGAUGGCAAUGGCUCCUCAGCAGCCCCAGGUAACGCAGACACCCCAACAACCCCCCAUGAUGCAUCAGCCACGGCAUAUUCAGGGUGCCAUGCCUCCACAGCAGAUCCCUCAACAGGCCCCUACGCAAGUCAUGCAGCAAAGAGGGGUGGCCAGCAGUAUCGCGCCUGGAGCGCUUCAGGACCUGCUGCGCACCUUAAAGUCACCAAGUUCUCCGCAGCAGCAACAGCAGGUCCUCAAUAUCCUCAAGUCAAACCCCCAUCUCAUGGCGGCAUUCAUCAAACAGCGGACGGCGAAAUACCAGGCCAGCCAGCCUCAGCAACUGCAGCAGAACCCACAGGCCAUGCUCGCAGGUCAGCCGGGACUGCAGAACAUGGCCGCCAUGCGGGCUGGCGCUGUGCAGCGACCUGGCAUGCCGCCUCAGCAACCUCAGCCCGCCGCUACUCAGGCCAUGGCUAACCUUGGACCCCAGGGACAAAUGAUGAACGCCGCGCACAACGGUAACCAGCAGUUGUUUCGCCGGCAGCUCAUGCGACAGAUGCAACCAGGCAUGACUCCAGGACAAGGGAGAUUCCCGCAACCUCAAGGAGCGGCAAGUUACUCGCAACUCCGCAUGCAGCAACAGAUGGCCAUGCAAGGAAGCGCUGGGCCCAUGGGUCAGAUGGCGCCGAUGGGCCAGCCUGUCAUGAGCAUGGACACCCAGCAGAAUAUGCUGCAGCAGCGCAUGCUGCAGCAGCAACAACAACAACAGCAGCAGCAGCAAAUGCUAAAGCAGCAGAUGGGCUCGCCGGCACAAGCCGCUUCCAUGAGCCCGCAACCCCACAUGCUUGCAGGACAGCCUCAGGGAGCUCACCUGCCCGGACAGGCCAUGGCCAACACGUUGGGCAACCAAGUGAGGUCACCUGCUCCUGUGCAAUCACCCCGUCCCUCUUCCCAACAGCCACCACAUUCCAGCCCAUCCCCGCGCAUGCAGCCUCAACCCUCCCCACAGCACGUCGCCAUGCACUCUGGCUCCUCCCACCCCGGCCUGGCGGGGCCCAUGUCAGGUCCCAUGGACCAGGCACACCUGUGCACACCCGAACAGAGCGCAAUGCUUCCACAGCUGAACACGCCAAAUCGUGGAGGGCUGACUAACGACUUGAGUAUGUUUGGCGACACCACGGGAGACACAUUAGAAAAGUUUGUAGAGGGAUUGUAGCAUUAAGAGACAUUUUAGGAGAAUGGUUUGCGUUUUCUACUCAAGUUGUACUUAAAUAAGAACUCGACCUGAAGACGACUAAAUAAUGGAUUGUAAGAGGUUUACACAACUAAUGGACCGCUUUUUCUUCCCUAAUGGGUGGAUUGAAAUUACUGUUUAAAGAGCAGAAUCACAAAGGGUUGUUUCUGGGAGGGAUCCUGUUCAGUCCUGGUCUGUGUUACUUUUUAAUUAUUUCUAUUUAGUUUUUCCUGGGGAGGGGGGGUUAUUUUGAGCGAUGGACUUUUUAAUGGAAUUUCUCAAGGCAAAAUAUUUGAUUUUAUUAUUGAAGACUUUCAUUUUGUAUGUUUUCAAACUGAGAUGCGCUCUUUUGUGUGUGUUUAGGGACUGUAAGAUAAGUGGUGUGGAAUUUGGAUCCAGAGAAAUCCUCAUUCCCAGCUGAUACGUAUUCACAUUACAAGGUUUGGAAAAGGACACGCAGCCCUUUUCUCUAAACCGUGGAGUUUGUACAGAGGACCUGUGUUCAUUUGUACAGAAAGGAGCUUGGUUACUGCUCUCACACAGACACGAACACACAAGAGCAAAUUGUGAAAAUUGCUCUUUAUUUUUCAAGGUGCCCAAAUGUGUUUAAUUUAUUGGCCUGGAUUCUGUAGUUGUUGCUUAAGGUGUAGGAAAUAUGUUCCUCUUGUUUUCUCUGAUCUCUGAAACAUCAAUGAAGUCUCCACUUCACGGAUGAGGGCGGAGCUUCGUCUGACUGCUGAUUUGUUCAAAGAGUUCUUCGGUUUUUUUCUCCUCCAUGAAACUUGAAUUGAAGGUGAACGAUUCUUUAAUGUAAAUCAUGCAGCUUGAUGACCGUGUAAAUAAAAGCAAAAAAGAUUGAGAUCGCUGUAUAAACUGGUUAAGAUUAAGAACUUGUUUCGUACUUAUAUACCAUAUUGUUAAAUAAACUGUGUGCAAC
Xyrauchen texanus (razorback sucker) is the source of this 8948-nucleotide messenger RNA. RefSeq names its product histone lysine acetyltransferase CREBBP-like. Gene Ontology annotation, cellular component: transcription regulator complex; histone acetyltransferase complex; nucleus. Bases 710 to 7993 code for a protein of 2427 amino acids. Lineage: Eukaryota; Metazoa; Chordata; Actinopteri; Cypriniformes; Catostomidae. Gene Ontology annotation, molecular function: protein binding; histone acetyltransferase activity; transcription coactivator activity. The record is from RefSeq and is a predicted model, not a curated record. The transcript has 31 exons. Gene Ontology annotation, biological process: positive regulation of transcription by RNA polymerase II.